Messenger RNA from Rhinocladiella mackenziei CBS 650.93, 618 nucleotides. RefSeq lists its product as uncharacterized. Gene Ontology annotation, molecular function: oxidoreductase activity; FMN binding. The coding region runs from base 1 to 618 and encodes 205 amino acids. The record is from RefSeq and is a predicted model, not a curated record. The transcript has a single exon. NCBI's taxonomy places the organism in Eukaryota, Fungi, Ascomycota, Eurotiomycetes, Chaetothyriales, Herpotrichiellaceae. Gene Ontology annotation, cellular component: cytosol.
AUGGCUCAGCUUCCUCGUUCCAUAGCUGUGAUCAUCGGGAGCACUCGCACGCCCCGCAUUGGUCCCCAGGUCGCGGAAAUGGUGCUACACACCCUCGAGCCGGAAGCCAAGUCAAAACAGUUCACCCUGUCGUUGGUGGAUUUGGCCAGCUUUGAGCUCCCCGUAUUCAACGAGCCAGCACCGCCUGCAAUGGUUCCAGCCCACGCAUCCCACGUCCACAAGGCCACCAAAUCAUGGAGUGCCGAGGUGAGCCGGCAUGCUGGCUACAUUUGGGUGAUACCGGAGUACAACGGCGGAAUGGCAGGCGGGACGAAGAACAGCAUCGAUUACCUCUACAACGAGUGGCAAGGGAAGCCAGCGAUGAUCGUGGCUUAUGGGAUCAAAGGAGGGCUCUGGGCCGCGGCACAACUGAAACAGACCCUCCAAGUGAUGAAGCUUCAGGUAGUAGACACCCUCACUACUCUGGCUUUUGCGGGGGGAGCAGGGGCAGAUCUCGUCCUGGCCAUGCGCGGCGAGCUGGGAAAGGACACUCGCUCGGACUGGGAGGCGAAUACCGCGAAUAUCCGACAGGCAUUUGAAGAUUUGACAGCGGUCUUGGACUCUAGCGUUCACGAGUAG